Molecule: messenger RNA, 7987 nt
Organism: Indicator indicator
Lineage: Eukaryota; Metazoa; Chordata; Aves; Piciformes; Indicatoridae
Gene: MYO9A
Product: myosin IXA
Exons: 44
Coding region: 1-7983 (2660 amino acids)
Biological process (GO): intracellular signal transduction
Cellular component (GO): myosin complex
Molecular function (GO): ATP binding; protein binding; GTPase activator activity
Source: RefSeq, a predicted model, not a curated record
AUGAGCGUGAAUGAUGCGGGAGGCAGGCGCCGCUUGGAGGACAGCGACUUCACGCUGCACAUCUACCCUGGCAGCAUUGCCCAGGGCACCAUCUACUGCCCCAUCGCCGCCCGCAAGACCUCCACCGCUGCCGAGGUCCUCGAGUCGCUCAUCGACAGGCUGCGGCUGGACAAGACCAAAUGCUACGUGCUGGCCGAGGUGAAGGAGUUCGGGGGGGAGGAAUGGAUCCUCAACCCCUCCGACUGCCCGGUGCAGCGCAUGAUGCUGUGGCCCCGCCUGGCCCUGGAGAACCGCAGCAGCGGCGGCGAGGAUUACCGCUUCCUGCUGCGGGAGAAGAACCUGGACGGCUCCAUCCACUACGGCAGCCUGCAGUCCUGGCUGCGGGUGACGGAGGAGCGGCGCCGCAUGGUGGAGCGAGGCCUCCUCCCCCAGCCUCCCCACAGGGACUACAACGACCUCUGCGGCCUGCCCGACCUCACCGAGAAAACGCUGCUGGAGAACCUCCGCAACCGCUUCAAGCAGGAGAAGAUCUACACCUACGUGGGCAGCAUCCUCAUCGCCAUCAACCCCUUCAAGUUCCUGCCCAUUUACAACCCCAAGUAUGUCAAGAUGUACGACAACCACCAGCUGGGCAAGCUGGAGCCCCACAUCUACGCGGUGGCGGACGUGGCAUACCACGCCAUGCUGCAGCGCCGCAGGAACCAGUGCAUCGUCAUCUCUGGGGAGAGCGGCUCCGGCAAGACCCAGAGCACCAACUUCCUCAUCCACCACCUCACCGCCCUCAGCCAGAAGGGCUUUGCCAGCGGGGUCGAGCAGAUCAUCCUGGGAGCGGGACCCGUGCUGGAGGCUUUUGGCAAUGCCAAGACAGCUCACAACAACAACUCCAGUCGCUUUGGCAAGUUCAUCCAAGUCAAUUACCAGGAGACAGGCACUGUGCGAGGAGCUUAUGUUGAGAAGUACCUCCUGGAGAAGUCCAGACUGGUCUACCAGGAGCACAACGAGAGGAACUACCACGUGUUUUAUUACCUGCUGGCAGGAGCCAGCGAGGAGGAGCGCUCAGCCUUCCACCUGCAGCAGCCUCAGGAGUAUCAUUAUCUCAACCAGAUGGCAAAGCAAGCCCUCAGCCAGAGCUGGGGCGAUGGUUGCUAUGACUCUGACCCUGACUGCUUCUCGGUGGAAGGGGAGGACCUGAAGCACGACUUUGAGCGGUUGCAGCUGGCCAUGGAGAUGGUGGGGUUCCUGCCCAGGACACGCAGACAGAUUUUCUCCCUGCUGUCGGCGAUCCUGCACCUGGGCAACAUCCGCUACAAGAAGAAGCCUUACAGGGACGACUCCAUCGACAUCUGCAACCCGGAGGUGCUGCCCAUUGUCUCAGACCUGCUGGAGGUGAAGGAAGAGAUGCUCUUUGAGGCCCUGGUUACCAGGAAGACAGUGACAGUGGGAGAGAAGCUGAUCCUGCCCUACAAACUAGCAGAGGCUGUGACUGUGAGGAACUCCAUGGCCAAGUCCCUGUACAGUGCCCUGUUCGACUGGAUCGUCUUCAGGAUCAACCAUGCCCUCCUCAGCCCCAAGGACAUGGAGGAGAGCACCAAGACUUUAUCCAUUGGGGUUCUGGACAUUUUUGGGUUUGAGGACUAUGAAAACAACAGUUUUGAACAAUUCUGCAUUAACUUUGCCAACGAGCGCCUGCAGCACUACUUCAACCAACACAUCUUCAAACUGGAGCAGGAGGAGUACAGAGCAGAAGGGAUUAGCUGGCACAACAUUGACUACAUAGACAACUCCAGCUGCAUCAACCUCAUCAGCAAGAAGCCGACUGGCCUGCUCCAUCUGCUGGAUGAGGAAAGCAACUUCCCUCAAGCCACAAACCAAACACUGCUGGACAAGUUCAAGCGUCAGCACGAGGGCAACUCCUACAUCGAGUUCCCGGCGGUGAUGGAGCCAGCGUUCAUCAUCAGGCACUAUGCAGGCAAAGUCAAGUAUGGAGUGAAGGACUUCCGUGAGAAGAACACGGACCACAUGCGGCCGGACAUUGUGGCGCUGCUGCGCGGCAGCAAGAGUGCCUUCAUCUGCGGCAUGAUCGGCAUCCACCCCCUGGCUGUCUUCCGCUGGGCCGUCCUCAGGGCCUUCUUCAGGGCAGGGGUGGCCUUCAGGGAGGCUGGGAAGAGAUACCUGGAGAAGAAAAGCGGGCAUGAUGAUGCAGUGCCAUGUGCCGUUUUGAAAAGUGUGGAUAGUUUUAGCUUUCUCCAUCACCCAGUUCACCAGAGGAGCUUAGAGAUCCUGCAGAGGUGCAAGGAGGAGAAGUACAGUAUCGCUCGGAAGAGCCCCCGGACACCGCUCUCGGACCUGCAGGGAGCCAACACCAUCCAGGAGCGGAGCCAGCGGGACGCCUACGGGGGCUGGCCCGGCCGGCUGGGGUCGCGGCACGGGCGGCUGGGUGGCUCCGGCGCCCUGCUGGACAAGGAUGGGAUCUUCGUCAACACCACCAACAGCAAGCUGCUGGAGAGGGCCCACGGCAUCCUCAUGCGAAAUAAGAACUUCAAAGCCAAACCAAAUCUGCCAAAGCACAUGCUGGAUGUGAAAUCCCUCAAGCACCUCACCAACCUGACGCUGCACGACCGCAUUACCAAAUCCCUGCUCCACCUCCAUAAGAAGAAAAAGCCACCCAGCAUCAGUGCUCAGUUCCAGGCAUCACUCAACAAGCUGAUGGAGACCCUUGGCCAAGCAGAACCUUACUUUGUCAAAUGCAUUCGAUCCAACGCUGAAAAGCUGCCCCUGCGGUUCAACGACAGCCUGGUGCUGCGGCAGCUGCGCUACACAGGGAUGCUGGAGACCGUUCGCAUUCGCCAGUCAGGAUACAGCUGCAAAUACUCCUUCCAGGAUUUUGUGAACCGUUUCCAUGUCCUCCUGCCCCAGGGGAUCACUCCCUCUAAACACAACAUCCAGGACUUCCUCCGGAGGAUGAAGCUCGAUCCAGACAACUACCAAGUUGGAAGAACAAUGGUGUUUGUGAAGGAGAGGGAGCGGCAGCUGCUACAGGACCUGCUGCACCAGGAGGUGCUGCGCCGCAUCACGCUGCUGCAGCGCUGGUUCCGCAGCCUGCUCUGCAGGAGGCAGUUCCUCAGCCUGAGGCAAGCCACAGUCACCAUACAGAGGUUUUGGCGGAGCUACCGGAGCCGAAAGGAAGGGGAACCCCCCCCAGACCCUCUUGUGCUGGGCAAAGCUGCCGUGGUGCUGCAGAGCCACUGGCGUGGCUUCCUGGAGAGGAGGAGGUUCCUGCAGAAGCAGCUGGCUGCCCACUUGAUCCAGAGCUGCUGGCGGGAGCACCGCAGGCGCCGCCAUGCCGCCGCCAGCGCCAUCCAGGCAGCCUGGCGAGGGCACCGCACCAGGCUCCGCUACGCCGCCGGCAGGGCCACGCUCAUCGGCCUGCAGGCAGCCUGCAGGGGGUACCUGGCACGACAGAGGUUUAGAGCUUUGAAAGAGCAGCGAUUAAAAGAGGUGCAGCUGGAGAACGGCCUGGCAGGUAGAGACGAGGAUGGACUGGAGGUAGAUGCUGCUCUGGAGAUCAGGGGCUCUGACCCAUCCCAGUGGGAGGACAGCUCGUUUGAAGAGCGAGUGAGAGCUGUGGAGGAGCACAAGUCCCUGAUGGAGAACAGCCGAGUGAAUCACCUGGAGCCCCUGGACGCCACUGCAGACCUCCUGUACCCAAGGCACGAGAGAGCCAGCAGCCAGAGCGGGAUGGACACCGAGGAGGAGAUCACUGUGAGGGAGAGGCCGAAGUCGCUGGAGGACCUCAACCAGAAGAGAGUGGUUCGUGCGAAAAGGGAGAGCCGGAGGAUGCGAGAGCUGGAGCAGGCCAAGUUCAGCCUGGAGCUGCUGAAGGUGCGCUCCACAGGGGGCAUGUCCCCUUCGGAGGAGCGGCGCUGGUCCACCGAGCUGCUGCCUGAGGCACUGCAUUCCCCUCAGGGAACCCCCGAGAGUGAGAGCUCUCAAGGGAGCUUUGAGAUGUUAAGCUGUGAAGAUCCCCCAAGUAACAAACUCAUUUCCUUGCUUUCAGAGGAGCCAGAGGCGCAGUCCUUGCCCGCUGACUCUUUACCUAGCAGUCCCCAGGCCCACCUGCAGGAGAGGUCUUUCUGUGCAGCAGAUGUCAACAGCGGUUUGCCUGCUUGCAGAAGGAUGCCCUCAGACUUGGAGGUGGCUGAUGUGCUCCCUGGGAGGGAGCGCGUGGUUGGGGACCCUCAGAAUGCUGCCCACAAGGCACAUGCAAAGGAAGCCUUCCUCUCCAGCAACCUGCCUACCUUCUACAUCCCACCACAAGACAAGGUGAAGCUGGUGGAGGAUAGCUUGAGGAAGAGAGCAGCAGAACGAGAGGAGAGGACACUUACGUGCUCUGAGGUCAGGAACGACUCUGAGCCAGGCCGGGGCAGAGCCUUGGGAGAGGAGGAAGAGAAGUCCUCCAAGGGAAGAGAGGAGCGUGGGGCAGCAACUGCAGCACACUCCCCAGACUCUGUCAUCAGGAGACUGGAAAAGCUCAAUGUGGAGAAGGAGGAACGGCAGAAGCAGCUCCAGCUGCAGAACGAGAGGGAGAUGAUGGAGCAGAUCCGACAGCAGAAGGAAAUUCUGGAGAGACAGCGAAAAGCCUUCGAGCAGCAGGGGAAGGUGGAGGCUUUGCAGAGCAGACUGAAGGAGCCCUCCCUCAAACCAACCAAAAAAACAGACGGUCGGCCGCAGUCGGUCCUCAUCCUGCACCCCCAGAGCAGAGGGGAGCACAGCCCCACCACAGGUAUGAGCCCAACCUCAGCAGUAGACAUCAAAGGUCUGACUGUUGGGAGCAGGGGCAUCUCUCCAGCCCACAGUGCCCCCAAGGACAGACCUGUCAGCAUGUUCAUGGAGCGAAGAGAAGGGCAGGCGGGGGCGGUGCCAGAACCUCGGUACCAUUCCAGACCAGCUCUGGAUCCCAAGGACCUCCCAGGCAGCCACUUCUCGAAGGCAGAGUGGAUCCGGCAGCCCCGGGUGCCCAACCAGGCCAGCGAGGACACAAGGGCAGGAGCUAUGUUCUUCACACCUAAGGACAAUCCCUUCGGCCUUCACAGAGAAGCAAAUCACCAAUGCCUGCCCAAGGGGGAGCCAGCUAGGAAGCCAUUCAAGAUGCCAGGGUCUGGCAGAGGAGAGCAGGUGCCCAGACCGACCCAUAAAAAGAAAGCUCGCAUGGCGCGGACGCGCUCCGAUUUCUUGACUAGAGGAGGUUCUUGUGCUGAUGGGGAGGGGGACACGGAGGAAGAGGAUUACCAUGCCAAUUUUGAGUUCCUUCUCUCCUCUGACCAACCUCCUCAGCCCCAGGCCCUGCCUGCAGCCCGGCUGGGGCAGGCCUGUUACAGUGACUCCGAAAUGACGGUGCAGCGAUUUGCCCCUGGGGAAGGCCAAACCAAGCUGCACAAAACCAUGUCCCAGGGCGAGAUCGGGAAGCUGGCGGCCACGCAGAAGAGCCUGGCUCCAGAUGGGAGGCCUCAGCGAGCCAAGAUGAGGUUCUGGGUGAAAGGAAAGCAAGGGGAGAAGAAGACCUCCCGGGAGAAGCUGGCUACCCAGUCUGAGCUGCUGGAGCUGUAUGCUGAGCAAGAAGCCCCUGGCAGGGAGGUGAUUUCUGGCUUGCAGCUUGGCGAAGAGCUGGGUCCCCACCACCUGACGCCACCGCGGAGCCCGGAGCUGUCGGGCCUGUCCCGCCGGGAGUUCAAGGAGAACAAGGAACCCUCUCCCAAGGUCAAGCGCAAGCGCAGCGUCAAGAUCAGCAACGUGGCCCUGGAGCCUGUGCAGUGGCAGAACGACUCCCUGCAGAUCAUCACCAGCGCCAGCGACCUGAAGAGCAUGGAUGAGUUCCUCCUGAAGAAGAUGAAUGAGCUGGACAGUGAGGACAGCAAGAAGGACACGCUGGUAGAUGUGGUGUUCAAGAAGGCACUGAAGGAAUUCCGGCAGAACAUCUUCAGCUUUUACUCCUCGGCCUUGGCGAUGGACGAUGGGAAGAGCAUUCGCUAUAAGGACCUCUACGCCUUGUUCGAGCAGAUUCUGGAGAAGACCAUGAGGCUUGAGCAGAGGGACUGGAGUGAGUCUCCAGUUAAAGUCUGGGUCAACACCUUCAAAGUCUUCCUGGAUGAAUAUAUGAUAGAGUACAAACCCCUGGACUACACCGCACUGAAGGUGCCAAAAACAGAACGAAAAAAGAGGAGAAAAAAGGAAGCAGAUGUGGUGGAAGAGCACAACGGCCACAUCUUUAAGGCAACCCAGUACAGCAUCCCCACCUACUGUGAAUAUUGUUCCUCCCUCAUCUGGAUAAUGGACAGGGCUUCUGUUUGUAAAUUAUGUAAAUAUGCUUGUCACAAGAAGUGCUGUCUUAAAACCACAACCAAGUGCUCCAAAAAGUAUGACCCUGAGCUGUCGCCUCGGCAGUUCGGGGUGGAGCUGUCGCGGCUGACCAGCGAGGAGCGGGCAGUGCCGCUGCUAGUGGAGAAGCUGAUCAACUACAUCGAGAUGCAUGGGCUGUACACCGAGGGCAUCUACAGGAAGUCAGGCUCCACCAACAAGAUCAAGGAGCUGCGGCAAGGACUCGAUACGGACAUUGACAAUGUGAAUUUAGAUGACUACAACAUCCACGUCAUCGCCAGCGUCUUCAAGCAGUGGCUCCGAGAUCUGCCCAACCCCCUCAUGACCUUCGAGCUCUACGAGGAGUUUCUGCGGGCGAUGGGCCUGCAGGAGAGGAAGGAGACAGUGAGGGGAGUCUAUUCUGUCAUCGAUCAGCUCUCCCGCACCCACCUCAGCACCCUGGAGCGUCUCAUCUUCCACCUGGUGAGGAUUGCCCUCCAAGAGGAGACCAAUCGGAUGUCAGCCAAUGCCUUGGCCAUCGUCUUUGCCCCCUGCAUCCUGCGCUGCCCUGACACGACAGACCCACUGCAGAGCGUCCAGGACAUCAGCAAAACCACCACCUGUGUAGAGCUGAUCGUCAUCGAGCAGAUGAACAAGUACAAGGCUCGUCUGAAGGACAUCAGCAGCCUGGAGUUUGCAGAGAACAAAGCCAGGAGUCGCCUCUCCUUGAUCCGCCGAUCCAUGAAGCCUGUACUAAUUGCAGUUAGAUUUAUGAGCAUAACCCGCAGCUCAAUCCCGGGCAAAGGACGUGUGCGGCGCGGCGCUUACCCCAGCCCCACCUCUCCCAUGGCCGUGCGCCUGCCCUCAGUGACGGAUGUCCCCGAGGAGACCAUGAGCAGCGAGGACGCCGUGGAGAUGGAGGUGACGGAGCAGCAGCAAGUGGCCAUGCAGCAGGAGGAGAAGGUGCUGACUGAGCAGAUCGAAAGCCUGCAGAAGGAAAAGGAGGAGCUGACGUUUGAGAUGCUGACGCUGGAGCCCCGCGCCUCUGACGACGAAACCCUUGAGUCCGAAGCCUCCAUCGGCACUGCUGACAGCUCUGAGAAUCUGAACUUCGACUCCGAAGGAGCCAUGUCGGAUCGCUCAGAGAGAAGCGUAGCACUUUCCUCCCUGCGCCCCGCCAAGGCGGAGGGGCCCAGCCGCCUGCGAAGGCACCCCAGGCUGCGGCCCGACCCAGCGGACCCAGCUGAUGCCUCCAUCUCCUCUUCCACCUCCUCCCAGUCGUCCACCUCCUGCUUGCCCCACCUGCCUCGGAAGCGCUUCCAGAUGUACUCCAAGUCCCCUUUCUACCGAGCGGGGGGCUCCAGCGAACCCCCCGAAAGCCGCGCGAGCCCCGAGGGCUUCACAGGACCUCUGCGGUACCCUGAGGACCGGCCUCAGUUCACCACCCGCGGGACCUUCAACCCGGAGAAGGGCAAACAGAAACUGAAGAGCAUCAAAACUUCCCCCCCCAAAACCAAAGAGCCCCCAGAUGGGGGUACAGGGGGUGGACCCCACAAGAGGAACCCCGAGGCCGACUGCACCACCACCCAGCCCCUCGUCCUCCUGGGGAGCAAUGAGUUCAUGGUGUGAGGUG